Molecule: messenger RNA, 1276 nt
Organism: Ilyonectria robusta
Lineage: Eukaryota; Fungi; Ascomycota; Sordariomycetes; Hypocreales; Nectriaceae
Exons: 6
Coding region: 35-1141 (368 amino acids)
Source: RefSeq, a predicted model, not a curated record
GCCACUGCUUCUCCUUGCCGAAGAAAAAGGCAUCAUGCCUGCGAACAAACGAAAACUCCCUUUGCAACCCAAACCUGAACCCCAUCAUCUUCGGCUGUCGAGCCGAUCAAGAAGGAUCCGUUACGCAGCUGACACCGAAAGCGAUAGCGAAACAACUUGCAGACCAAUUCCGGUCGUGUCGCCGAAACGAUCGAGUCAUAACCAGCGGAACAACGCUAAGUCGGAGGAGUCGGGAGACGAGUAUGUCGACGAGUCAGAAGAGGAACAAGCCGAAAUAGGUCAAUCUCAUGGAGACCUGGACGAAGACGAGUCGCCAAGAUUGACGAUAAUUCCCCUCGAACAGAUGAGAUCGGCUGGCGGUGUCGAAUACGUCGGCUUCAGGGUUCAUCCAAACAGCUUGAUGUUUCUGACAGACCUGAAGAAUAAUAAUAAGAGAGCGUGGCUGAAAGCCCAUGAUGGAGAGUUCCGUCGAGCUUUUUUGGACUGGGAGACCUUUGUCGAGCGGACAACAUCCUCGGUCAUGUCCAUUGACGACACCAUCCCUGACUUGCCAGCCAAGGAUGUCAUGUUCCGCAUAUACAGAGACCUGCGCUUCAGCCCCGACAAGAAGCCAUACAAGGCACACUUUUCGGCAGCGUGGUCCCGCACGGGACGGAAAGGGAUGUAUGCCCACUACUACAUCCAUUGCGAACCGGGAGCAUCUUUCAUUGCCGGCGGCAUCUUUGCUCCGAAUUCUCAGCAACUGCAGCGACUCCGUUCCAGCAUCGACGAGAGACCAAGACGGUGGCGUCGAGCCUUGAACGAAAACAGGUUCAAGCAGUGUUUUCUACCAAACGUUGCGUCGGGGUCUGGAGAGGACGAGGCGCUGAAGCAUUUUGCUCGCGAGAACAGGGAGUCGGCUCUCAAGACAAGGCCAAAGGGAUUCAUUGCUGACCACCGGGACAUCGAACUCUUGAAGUUGAGGAAGUUUACCGUGUCCAAGAAGAUCCCGGACGACUUGUUGUGUGCAGACGACACGCAGGACAAAGUCACAGAGAUUCUGAGGCCCUUGGUGGGAUUCAUCACCUUUCUCAACAGCAUAGUCAUGCCGGAUGACGACUCGAAUAUUUCAGGAAGUGACGGUUCGCAGGGGGACGCCUAGGUUUCGCUGUCCUCGGCCAUGGUGACUAGCAUUUUGCGGUGGACCAGCGGCUCUGGUCAAGCCACUCGAAGUCGACCCUUCCAGAAAUGAAAACCUAGGGAAUUUUCCCUGCAAUAAGUAGUCACAUCCGUGUUA